UAAAUUUCUGGCCACACAAACACAAGUGUGAACCAAAAUAUCCCCCAAAACUCACCUUCUCCAAGAACAUUGGGAAUUCAGAGCUCUCAAGCAUCAACAAUGGAGUCCAUCUGCGUCCUCAUGCCAAUCCCGAUGAACGCUUACCUUGAACGACAGCUCGAGAAGCGCUUCAACCUCUUCAAGCUCUGGACCGUCCCACAAAAGGCGCAGUUCAUAAAGGACAACGCCGACUCCGUCCGCGCCGUCAUCGGAAACGCCACAUCCGGCGCCGACGCCGAACUCAUCGAUGCCUUGCCAAAGCUCGAGAUUGUCGCCAGCUUCAGUGUCGGAAUCGACAAGGUCGAUCUCAAGAAGUGUAAGGAGAAGGGGAUUCGGGUCACCAACACCCCCGACGUCUUGACCGAUGAUGUUGCCGAUCUCGCCAUCGGCCUAAUGCUCGCCUUGCUUCGGAGGCUGUGCGAGAGCGAUCGGUUUGUCAGGAGCGGCAAGUGGAAGCUUGGCGCCUACAAGUUGACUACCAAGUUCUCUGGAAAAACAGUUGGGAUCAUUGGUUUGGGGAGGAUUGGCCAAGCAGUUGCUACGAGAGCUGAAGCAUUCGACUGCCCCAUCUCUUACUACUCAAGAUCUCAAAAAGCGGAUGUGAAGUACAAAUACUACCCAACUGUUGUAGAGCUGGCCGCCAACAGCGACAUUCUGGUUGUUGCUUGCGCCCUCACAGAAGAGACUCGCCACAUCGUCAACCGCGAAGUCAUGGAUGCUUUGGGCCCAAAGGGAAGAGGUCCUCAUGUUGAUGAACGUGAGCUAGUAUCUGCGCUAGUUGAGGGCCGGUUAGGUGGGGCAGGGCUUGAUGUCUACGAAAACGAGCCUGAAGUGCCCGAGGAGCUUUUUGGGCUUGAAAAUGUAGUCCUCUUGCCCCACGUUGGAAGUGGCACCAAUGAAACACGCCAAGCCAUGGCUGACCUGGUGAUCGGUAACUUGGAGGCUCACUUUUUGAAGAAGCCGCUACUGACUCCAGUGUUUUAAGUAGUAUAGUUACAUAAUGAUGUAAAUUCGAUUGGAGAUUUGAAGGCUUCAUUCUCUGUGUUACCUUUCACGAUUUCUCCAAAGAUCAUUGUUUCCAGGCUUGGUAAAAGCUGCUGGAUGAAACAGCUUGCCUUGUUAGUACUAUCUUUGAUUUUAAAUCUUAAUGUCAUUUCAUGUCA
Molecule: messenger RNA, 1202 nt
Organism: Morus notabilis
Lineage: Eukaryota; Viridiplantae; Streptophyta; Magnoliopsida; Rosales; Moraceae
Product: hydroxyphenylpyruvate reductase
Exons: 3
Coding region: 100-1023 (307 amino acids)
Cellular component (GO): cytosol
Molecular function (GO): hydroxypyruvate reductase [NAD(P)H] activity; NAD binding; glyoxylate reductase (NADPH) activity
Source: RefSeq, a predicted model, not a curated record